Messenger RNA from Chlamydomonas reinhardtii, 1502 nucleotides. RefSeq lists its product as uncharacterized. The record is from RefSeq and is a predicted model, not a curated record. The transcript is spliced from 10 exons. NCBI's taxonomy places the organism in Eukaryota, Viridiplantae, Chlorophyta, Chlorophyceae, Chlamydomonadales, Chlamydomonadaceae. The coding region runs from base 230 to 1303 and encodes 357 amino acids. Gene Ontology annotation, molecular function: GTPase activity; ATP hydrolysis activity.
CUUGCUUAUUACAACCUUUGUUGCAGAGUGAAAAACAUAAAAUAGAUUACACUUCCCAGGAACACUACACGGAACCAGCAUCUGUUAGACAUCAGCUGGGAUUUGCACUCGCACGCACAAUUGGCGCUGCCCUGACUUGCUUGGGCAUCACUAGCCAACAUCUAGGAAGGGGGACGCACGGGCAGGCCGCCGCCCACACGGUUAGUCGGCGUUGGCGGGAGCCGACACGAUGGAGGCUUCCACUUCCACGCCGGCUGCGGAUGCGGGCGCGGGGCCCAGCACCAGCGGGCAGACCGCCGCGCCCAAGCCGACGGUCAUCCUCGUGAUUGGUAUGGCGGGCUCGGGCAAGACGACGCUCAUCCAGCGCAUCAACGCGCACCUGCACGCCACCAAACGACACGGCUACAUCAUCAACAUGGACCCGGCCGUCGCCAGCCUGCCCUACGGUGCCAACAUCGACAUCCGCGACACGGUCAAGUACAAGAACGUGAUGAAGCAAUACAACCUCGGGCCAAACGGCGGCAUCCUCACCUCCUGCAACCUCUUCGCAACGCGCUUCGACCAGGUGAUCCAGUUGUGUGAGAAGCCGCGCGACCCGCCCCUGGAAUACAUCGUGGUGGACACGCCUGGACAGAUCGAGAUCUUCACUUGGUCCGCCAGCGGCGCCAUCGUGACGGAGCUGUUCGCCAGCUCCUUCCCCACCCUGGUGGCGUACGUGGUGGACACGCCGCGUGUCACCAACCCCCAGACAUUCAUGUCCAACAUGCUGCAGGCCUGCUCCAUCCUGUACAAGACCAAGCUGCCCAUGCUGCUGCUUUUCAACAAGGUGGACGUGGCGCGCCACGAGUUUGCACUGGACUGGAUGAAGGACUUCGACGCCUACACAGCGGCGCUGGAGGCUGACUCCUCCUAUGCGGCCACGCUGUCGCGCUCGCUGGCGCUGGUGCUGGACUCGUUCUACGCCAACAUGCGCGCGGUGGGCGUGUCGGCGCUGACGGGCGAGGGCAUGGAGGAGAUGCUGGCGCAAGUGGGCGAGUGCGCCAAGGAGUACAAGGAGUUCUACGUGCCCGAGCUGGAGAAGGCCAAGGCCGACAAGGCAGCUAAGGAGCAGGCGCGGCAGACGACCGAGAUGGCGAAGCUGCAGGCAGACAUGGCCAAGUCCCAGAUCGGCGGCGGGGAAGCGGAGGGGCAGGGGAAGGUGCGGGAGGCCGGGCCGGCGGGGGUGGGGGCAGCGGGGGCGAGGAAGAUGGAGGUGGACGAGGACGAGGACGAGGACGAGGCGGAGGACGAGGACGACGAGUGAAGACUGGCGGGUAGGGACGGAUGCGUGGGGCGGAUGUGUCAGCUGUGGCGCAGGAGCAGGGACGUGGUGUUGAGGUGAGGUGAACGCGAGACGUAGCAUGGGGUUACCGCGUCAUUUGAGCGCAGACUGCGGCCUUGUAUGUGAGGAAAGUCCACUGAGGCCAGGGCAGCCGCGGCGUGUGAAACCCGAUCCCGGUCGA